GGCGCCCAUUGGCUCCGCGCAGGCGCAAGCGGAAGCGGCGCGGGGGGGGGGCGCUAAGAUGGCGUACCAGACCUUCCGGCAGGAGUACCUGCAGGUGCCGCCCGUUACGCGGGCCUACACCACGGCCUGUGUCCUCACCACCGCCGCCGUGCAAUUAGAGCUAAUCACACCCUUUCAGCUGUAUUUCAACCCUGAAUUAAUAUUUAAGCACUUUCAAGUAUGGAGGUUAAUCACAAACUACUUAUUCUUUGGACCAGUUGGCUUUAAUUUUUUAUUUAACAUGAUCUUUUUAUAUCGUUACUGCCGCAUGCUUGAAGAAGGCUCUUUCCGAGGUCGGACGGCAGAUUUUGUAUUUAUGUUCCUUUUUGGAGGACUUUUAAUGACUCUUUUUGGCCUGUUUGUGAACUUGGUUUUCUUGGGUCAGGCGUUCACAAUAAUGCUGGUGUAUGUGUGGAGCCGCAGGAACCCCUACGUCCGUAUGAACUUUUUUGGUCUCCUCAUCUUUCAAGCCCCGUUUCUACCCUGGGUCCUGAUGGGCUUUUCGCUGCUUUUGGGGAACUCCAUCAUCGUGGAUCUCCUGGGCAUUGCUGUUGGACAUAUAUACUUUUUCUUAGAGGAUGUCUUUCCCAACCAGCCUGGUGGCGGAAGGCUUCUGAGAACACCUUCUGUCCUGAAGGCAAUAUUUGAUACCCCGGAAGAUGAUCCAAAUUACAAUCCCUUGCCAGAAGAGCGACCGGGUGGAUUUGCGUGGGGAGAGGGUCAGCGCCUUGGAGGGUAAUGAGUGUCUGUGCCAAAACCCAGCGCCAACUGGGAGAGCCUGACCUGAGUGAAGUUCCACACUGGGGACUCUCUCCUUCCCCACUGCAGAAGGGACACUUGUUGACAGCUCUAUGGGUUUGGAUACAAGCACUUUAUGAAAUCGCAGUCUAAUCCAAGACACUUCCAGGUUACCAGUGUCUUUCCCAGUAAGGGAAUUUAUUGUGCUGGUAAUGAAAAUAUUGAUCCAGUGGAGCCAAAAAAACUAAAACUGGAAAUGAUUUCCUGUCAACUACAGUUAACAAGACCAUGCAUACUUGUUUAAAGUGAUUUAUAAAGCUUUUUUUUUUUUUUCCCCGAGUAUUUGAUACAGGAAACUAUACAGGAAACUUUACAGGGGAGAAAACCAACCUUUUGGUUUGAAUUAUUUUUUUUUUAUUCUUGGAUAAUACAACUACAAGAUGGUUGAACAUGUGAGUCCCUAUUUCAAUGGCAAAAGGUUUUUUUAAUCUGAGAUGCUAUUGUCUCCAGUCUUGUUUGGAUUGUAAGAAAUGCAACACGUUGCAUAAUGCAGACUCUGCAUUUUGCCUGUUGGGUUUUGGGAAUGCGCCUGUGUGUGGGUACAUUUGCAGGCUGAGACUGCAUUUUGAUGGCUUUUCCCCCAAAGACUGGGUGUUCAGAUGACCAGGUUUGAGUCUUGCUGGUUUGUCUAAAUAGGUAGUUCUAAAAAAAUCUACCCCCACAAACACUUUUAAUGGUUAUCAAGUGGCUUGGAGUACUAGAGAAAAAAACUUGUCUAGAGUCAGAACUGCUCCAAUAUCUCAGAUGAUGAGUUGAAUAAAAUGUCUUGUGGAUCCUUUUUUGUUAAUCUUUUGUAUAAUCCUGUAGUCUUGAGACAGCUGGUGAAAAAGCAGAGGUUGGAAAAAGCAAGUCCCAGAAGAGGUGGCAUUAAUGCAAGCUUUGCCCACCGGUCUGUCUCAGAACUGCUAGGAAAUAUAAAUAUCUAAGGAGCCACACAGGGUAUUUGGAGCCCAGUUCAACUCGUUGCUUUCUGUCAGUCUCGAUGCUAUGGAUUCUUCUAGGUAACAAUUAUAUUGUAAUAGGUAAAAAGAGAUAUAGUGGAAACUCCAUGUUCCUCUUAAAUUUGGGAGGAUAGGCUUACCCUUCACGCAUGUGGUUGUCUUGUUUAGUCUCAGAUUUUGCUGUUCUUAAACUGGCUAUGGGUUUUUAACUUGUUUGUAGUCCAGGAGAUGAAUGUGUUGGGAUCUCCUGGGGUGAUGCUUAGGCCACAAGCAGCGUAUUAGAUUCUGGUAAACAAAACUGGUGACUCCA
Columba livia (rock pigeon) is the source of this 2088-nucleotide messenger RNA. RefSeq names its product derlin 2 (gene DERL2). Gene Ontology annotation, molecular function: misfolded protein binding; ubiquitin-specific protease binding. The record is from RefSeq and is a predicted model, not a curated record. Gene Ontology annotation, biological process: endoplasmic reticulum unfolded protein response. Gene Ontology annotation, cellular component: Hrd1p ubiquitin ligase ERAD-L complex; endoplasmic reticulum membrane. Lineage: Eukaryota; Metazoa; Chordata; Aves; Columbiformes; Columbidae. The transcript has 7 exons. The coding region runs from base 59 to 778 and encodes 239 amino acids.